GCUCUUGUGAAGAGGUUUGAUAGUGGACUGGCAAUACCUACAAGAUCAAGCCGUUGGCCCAAAGGUAGAGAAGCUAUACACAGAUGCUAUUAGACAGGUAUUUCAUACCAAUUGCAGAGAUUAGUGUGUCGAUUGCUAUACCCGUUGUCUUGACGCUAAAGGCCUUGCAACUAUCGGUAGUAACUUCAAACGGCUCCGACUUGUCUUCAGUUGUACGGACACAGAGGAUCUUGGUCUUUUGGGUGUGCUAUUGGCUCGUACUAUUCGUGCUAAGCUUUGCCAAUGUCAACUUCCACUUUAUGAGUAUGUUCUCCGUGUUCUACUCACUGCAAAGUCAGGUGGUGCUGGCGCAGUUACUCAAUCUCUAUGAGACACAACUCCUACCCUUUGCGAGUGAAGUGUUGCACAAGACCACCAAGUAUCGGAAGAAGGAGAGCGAUAUCGAUAUGUUUUUUAAGGAGAUGGAGGACAAGCUAUGCUGUGAUGGCGAAGGUGUCAAUGCCUUAACGCAGUUCCUUUCCAUAUCCACAGUUAAAAGAGCGAUUGUGGAUGAGGUUGUUGGUUCCAACUUCCCAUCGCCAAGGAGGUAUACUUCUUCUCCAGAGUCAUACAACAUCGUGCCGUUAGAGUACCAGUCGAUACAAGCGGAUAUGGAUGCUGCUAAGGCCAGCAGAAGCCGAAGAAGAAGUGUUAGUAACUCCACUUUGAAAGUUGGCAAUGGUCAGGGUUUCAGCUUGGGUAAGAGAUCUUCAUGGCAGAAUCUGCGUGGAAUGCUUAACGGUGACGGAGACACGAAUGGCAGUCAGUCACAGCACUCUUCAAGGAUUUCUUCGGGUGAUAUUGUCUUUGACGAAGUGGAUGCCAAGUGGAGGCGUUCUGCUUCUGAGUACUAGUGGUUGGAAUUUACCAAUCAUGGACUCUAUGUAUUUCAGAAACGAUCAAU
Messenger RNA from Williopsis jadinii, 943 nucleotides. RefSeq lists its product as uncharacterized. The record is from RefSeq and is a predicted model, not a curated record. The transcript has a single exon. NCBI's taxonomy places the organism in Eukaryota, Fungi, Ascomycota, Saccharomycetes, Phaffomycetales, Wickerhamomycetaceae. The coding region runs from base 84 to 893 and encodes 269 amino acids.